UGGUCAGCAUAUCUCUUUCUAGCUCUUAUAGCUGCGUCCUUAAUCGACGUAUUGCGGACCGCCUUUCACUCGAUCGAACAGGCCUCGGAACGGACCAAGAUCGCGGUCUGGUACACCCGUCUAUACGAGCUUAUACACUUCGAAAAAAAAACAAUGAUUGGUAGCAUUGGCUAUAUGCUGUCAUCUGUCACUGUCAAAGUCAUUAUCAAAAGUCUAGCUGUCCAUAGAGGUUAUGCUCUGAUGCUGUCAUAAUAUGGUUUUCCAAGUCUUUCUAUCAAAAUCGAUUGCUAAAAACAAAAACAACAAGCCAUUAUAGUGUAAUAUGCUGAAAGCUUUCAACAGGAAAUCUUUCCUUGCGCUUUAUUUAUCCGUUCUGCGUCCUUGUUUUGUUAUGGCGGAGGCUAAUUUGGCUACAUCUGCAGUAUGCAGCAGUGGCAGUGCCGAUGCAGACAAAUACUCUGUGGCUUAUGUCACAGUACCAAACAAUGAGGUAGCAAAGACCCUGGCUCACGGGCUAGUGAAGCAGCAACUCGCAGCCUGUGUCAACAUCAUCCCUCAAGUUACCUCGGUGUACAUGUGGAAAGGAGAGAUUAAUGAGGAUAGUGAGUUGCUACUAAUGAUCAAGACAAGAACAUCUCAAGUAGACCAGCUGACAACUUAUGUGCGCUCCAACCACCCAUAUGAGGUGUGUGAAGUUAUAUCCUUACCUAUUAAGAAUGGAAACCCACCAUAUCUCAAGUGGAUUGGGGAGACAGUGCCAGAAACUGAAACUAAGGUCUGUCAGAAGAAAUAAUUAAAUUAGUGUUAAGUAUACUAGUUUUUGUUAUAAUUUCUCGUAUUGUACAAGUUUAUGUAAUAGUUUUGUACAUUUAGUUGAUAACUAAGAACACCUAUGAAUAAAAAAAUAAAAAAAUACUGAGCAUUUAUUUGGUAUGUUGUUGUAGUUACUCAUGUAAGUAAUGUAAUGUUGUUUGUUGACAACAUAGUAAAAUGAUUUGAACAUAGUAAAUGUAUGUAAGCUCGAACCUGGAAUGACUGCCCUAAAUACAACAAACAAUAAUAAUA
Messenger RNA from Cydia pomonella (codling moth), 1065 nucleotides. RefSeq names its product protein CutA homolog. Lineage: Eukaryota; Metazoa; Arthropoda; Insecta; Lepidoptera; Tortricidae. Gene Ontology annotation, molecular function: copper ion binding. Gene Ontology annotation, biological process: response to metal ion. The transcript is spliced from 3 exons. Bases 323 to 793 code for a protein of 156 amino acids. The record is from RefSeq and is a predicted model, not a curated record.